AUGUGUGGUGUUAUCGCUCUGAUCUUGGCGAAUCCCUCGUCCGCCGCCGCCGUAGACCUCCACGAGGCUCUCUACCUACUUCAGCACAGAGGUCAAGAUGCCGCAGGUAUCGCAACUUGCGCAUCCGGGGGUCGCAUCUACCAGCUCAAGGCCAACGGCAUUGCCGCUCGUGUCUUCCAGGACGGUGCCAGAGUCGCUGAUCUGCCCGGUUCCAUGGGUAUUGGCCAUCUGAGAUACCCCACCGCCGGUAGCAGUGCCAACGCAGAAGCCCAGCCCUUCUACGUGAAUAGCCCCUACGGUAUCUGCUUGGCCCACAACGGCAACCUGAUCAACGCCCCCGAGUUGAAGAGGUAUCUGGAUCUCGAAGCUCACCGUCACAUCAACACCGACAGUGACAGUGAGUUAAUGCUCAACAUCUUCGCUGAUGAGCUGAGCGAGACCAAGAAGGCCCGUGUGAACCGGGAGGACCUCUUCGCUGCUCUGGGCAGAAUGUACUCGCGCUGCGAGGGUGGAUGGGCUUGCACGCUUAUGCUGGCUGGCUUUGGUAUCGUGGGUUUCCGUGACUCGUACGGUAUCCGUCCGCUGUCUCUUGGUUCCCGGCCGUCUCUUGACGGCGAGGGCAUGGACUACAUGAUGGCGUCUGAGUCGGUUGCUCUGCAGCAGCUGGGCUUCACCAACAUUCGGGACAUCCAGCCGGGUGAGGCCGUCAUUAUCGAAAAGGGUGGUGAGCCUGUCUUCCGUCAGGUUGCUCCUAAGAAGAACUACGCCCCUGAUAUCUUUGAAUACGUCUACUUCGCUCGUCCGGACUCAGUGAUUGACGGAAUCAGCGUGUACCGUAGCCGGCAACGCAUGGGAGACCGUCUGGCCGCACGUGUUCUCAACGUUCUCGGACCGGAUGCCGUCAAGGACAUUGACGUCGUUAUCCCUGUUCCUGAAACCUCCACUACUUCGGCUGCUGCUGUCGCUCGGUACUUGGACAAAUCUUACUGCCAAGGCUUCGUCAAGAACCGCUACAUCUUCCGGACAUUCAUUAUGCCCGAGCAGAAAACCCGGCAAAAGGGUGUUCGGCGAAAGCUGAACGCCAUGCAGGCCGAGUUCAAGGAUCGAAAUGUCCUUUUGGUGGAUGACAGUAUCGUCCGCGGUACUACCAGUCGGGAGAUCGUCUCGAUGGCCAGAGAGGCCGGUGCUAAGAAGGUUUACCUGGCUAGUUGCUCGCCUGAAAUCACACACGCCCACAUCUAUGGUAUCGACCUGGCCUCUCCCUCCGAACUAGUCGCCUUCAACCGCGACACCGACGCCAUCUCGCGCCACAUCGGCGCCGAACAAGUCAUCUACCAAACCCUCGACGACCUCAAGGGUUCUUGUGCAGAGAUCGCACGCGAGAACGGCCUUUCCGAGCCUCAAGACUUCGAAGUCGGAGUUUUCUGUGGUUCGUAUGUCACCCCUGUUUCCGACGGCUACCUCGACCACCUGGAGCACAUGCGCGGCGAGGGCCGCAAGGUCAAGGCCCUGGACAAGGCCAAGGAAGCCGUUGCACACGGAUACGCCAGCGAACGGGACUUCCAGAUCGCCGCCAACGGCGUCAAGCUCGAUGGAGCCGGGAAAAUCGUCCCCGCCGACUCGCCGCGCGACUCGGAAGUGCCGGCAGUCAGCAUGAGCGCCAUCCGUAACGGAGGUGCGACCCACGUCGAGCACCCCGCCGUCAAGGACCGGAUGGACAUUAGCAUCCAUAACAUUGGCGACCAUGCAUGA
Messenger RNA from Aspergillus chevalieri, 1752 nucleotides. It is a transcript of the gene ADE4, whose product is annotated as amidophosphoribosyltransferase. Gene Ontology annotation, biological process: purine nucleobase biosynthetic process; purine nucleotide biosynthetic process. Gene Ontology annotation, cellular component: cytoplasm. The record is from RefSeq and is a predicted model, not a curated record. Gene Ontology annotation, molecular function: amidophosphoribosyltransferase activity. The transcript has 2 exons. NCBI's taxonomy places the organism in Eukaryota, Fungi, Ascomycota, Eurotiomycetes, Eurotiales, Aspergillaceae. The coding region runs from base 1 to 1752 and encodes 583 amino acids.